Messenger RNA from Cydia strobilella, 4191 nucleotides. It is a transcript of the gene Nedd4, whose product is annotated as E3 ubiquitin-protein ligase Nedd-4. The coding region runs from base 168 to 3299 and encodes 1043 amino acids. Gene Ontology annotation, molecular function: sodium channel inhibitor activity; protein binding; ubiquitin protein ligase activity. Gene Ontology annotation, biological process: protein polyubiquitination; regulation of dendrite morphogenesis. The transcript is spliced from 19 exons. Gene Ontology annotation, cellular component: cytoplasm. NCBI's taxonomy places the organism in Eukaryota, Metazoa, Arthropoda, Insecta, Lepidoptera, Tortricidae. The record is from RefSeq and is a predicted model, not a curated record.
GAUAAGAUAUGAGCAGUCAUAUGGCUCACUACGUCCUUAGUGUCUUACUUGCUAUUUAUUAUAGGAAAUCCAUUGUUUUAAUUGAAAAUAGUUUUCCUAGUGCUUUAAAGUAAUGGUGCAGUGCUUCGGUGUGAGUUUGUGGGAUGUAUUAAAAUUUGAUAUGCAAAAUGAGUGAUAUGGCUGGAGUUAUGCAUGCUGCAAGGUUCAUGGAGAUGGCUGCGAGUGGGGAGGCACCCCGCAGCCGCUCCUCAUCCUGGUCCUCAUGGCGACGGCCUAGCCGGCUGCCUUCGCCGGAACCACGGUUAUCCUUGCAGUAUCAGACUGAUGAAAACAGCUUCUUGCUUCGCUUGCGGAUCAUAGGAGCGUAUUCAUUAGCCAAGAAGGACAUCUUCGGUGCCAGCGACCCGUAUGUUCGCGUGGAGCUACAGAAGGUGGACGGUGACGUCACCAUAGAGACGUUUCUCACAAAGACCAAGAAAAAGACACUAAAUCCAGUAUGGAACCAAGAAUUCGUGUUCCGCGUGAAGCCCGAAGAGCACAAGCUCCUUAUCCAGGUGUUCGACGAGAACCGUCUGACCCGCGACGACUUCCUCGGCAUGGUGGAGGUGCCGCUGGCUGGCGCGCCGGCGGAGACGGCCGCCGCGCCCAGGCCGCCCCCGGUCAAGUACGCGCUCCGACCGCGCAGGUCCGUUGCCCGUUCCAGAGUCCGUGGCCACAUAGAAGUGUACAUGGCGAUCGUUGGACACGGCUCAGAGACAGAGGAGCCUCGACCGGACGACUGGGAAAUGGUCGAGCCAAGCCCACAAGUCGGCAAUGUGCAGCCGGUGGUGGGAGGAGACCCGCUGCCGCCGGGCUGGGAGGAACGUCAGGACGCUAACGGACGCACGUACUACGUAAACCAUGUCGCUCGGUCCACUCAGUGGGAGCGUCCUAGUGUGGGCUUUACGCGUAACAUGAGCACAGAAUCGCAGAACGAGCGCAUGGAAAACGCAGCUACGGAGUUCCAGCGGCGCUUCCAUAUCUCGCACGACGACGCAAGCACGCAGCGAGCGCAGGAUAGCAAUAGGAGCGACGAGAACUCUACAGAUGUGACGCCAUUUUCAUCCCCCGUGCGUUCCCUAGACCGGGAUUCGAACCCCGAAGUGCCUCAAUCUAGCUUAAGUAAUACCUGUGAUAGUAAUUUAAGGGAGGAAGAUGAUGUAGUAUGCGCGAACGAAGUUAGACAAAGAGAUGUAGACAACGAACAUGUUGCUCAAGACUGUGAUACGAUCUCUAGUCAAAACGACCAAUCAGAGAACGCUGAAGCGAACCAAUUAGAAAACGUGGAAGCGAGCCAAUCGGAGAAUGCGGAAGCGAACCAAUCCGAGAAUGCGGAAGCGAACCAAUCAGAGAACGCUGAAGGGAACCAAUUAGAUGUUGAUAAUGGCGAAGCUAGUGGAAGAAGUGUAACACCUGACCAAUCAGAAGCGAAACCUGAUACAGAAAAUGAAGAAACUGCUGAAAAUGUAGAGAACGCCGAAGGCGAAAGAGCGAAUACAGAGAUGGACGAAAGAGACUCAAAUGUAGAAGCUACCGCUACAAGCGUAGAAGAAACCGAAAACGCCGAAGUAGAAACAAGGAGAGUGGAUGAAAGAGACGCAGAUAGCAUAGAAAUAGAGAUAGAAGAGGCACUAACGUUUGAUGAGAAUCACUUCAGUACGCCGACUGGGGGCACCACGCCAGAGAGAGGGGCGUCGCGGCGACGAAUGACCAGCAGUUCUAUGGAUGAUUCUGAGGACGAAACUGAUAACCAGUCGACGGACAGUUCGAGGAGUACCGCCAGCAGUCAACAGAGCCAGAAUAUACCCAAUAGUGAUGGUUUACCACAAGGCUGGAGUAUGCAGCGAGCGCCCAAUGGCAGGAUAUUCUUCAUCGAUCACAACCAGAAGACCACCACAUGGAUAGACCCCAGAACAGGGUGCGCAUCUCAUCUACCAGCGGUAGCGGCGGUGGGAGCGGAGGCGGACGAGUUAGGCGCCCUUCCCGAAGGUUGGGAGGAGCGCGUUCAUACCGAUGGACGGAUCUUCUUCAUCGACCACAAUACGCGAACGACGCAGUGGGAGGACCCCAGAUUGUCCAACCCUCAGAUCGCGGGACCCGCCGUGCCUUACUCCAGGGACUAUAAGCGCAAAUACGAGUACCUGAAAAGUCAAUUACGCAAACCGAGCAACGUCCCCAACAAGUUCGAGAUCAAGGUCCGGAGAAACUCCAUCCUGGAGGACUCGUACCGCAUCAUCAGCUCCGUGAGCAGACUCGACCUGCUGAAGACCAAGCUCUGGGUCGAGUUCGAGUCUGAAGUCGGCCUGGAUUACGGCGGCUUAGCCCGCGAAUGGUUCUUUCUCCUCUCAAAAGAGAUGUUCAACCCCUACUACGGCCUCUUCGAAUACUCCGCCAUGGACAACUACACCCUCCAAAUAAACCCCAACAGUGGGGUGUGCAACGAGGAACACCUCAACUACUUCAAGUUUAUAGGGAGAGUGGCUGGCAUGGCGGUGUAUCACGGGAAACUGCUAGACGCGUUCUUCAUCCGUCCGUUCUACAAGAUGAUGGUGGGCAAGACCAUCGAGCUGCAAGACAUGGAGUCCGUGGACCUCGAGUAUUACAACUCGCUCAUGUGGAUCAAGGAAAACGACCCAUCAGAAUUGUACCUAACGUUCUCCGUGGACGAGGAACAGUUUGGAAAGACUAUCCAACGCGAACUGAAGCCAGGGGGCGCCAACAUCUCCAUCGACAACGAUAAUAAGGAUGAGUACAUCAAAUUGGUGAUCGAAUGGCGCUUCGUGAGUCGCGUCCAAGAGCAAAUGUACGCGUUUCUCGACGGCCUCGGGGGUCUCGUGCCCCUCCCGCUGCUCAAGAUCUUCGACGAGCACGAGCUGGAGCUGCUGCUGUGCGGCAUCCAGCACAUCGACGUGCGCGACUGGCGCGCCAACACCCUGUAUAAGGGCGACUACCACGCCAACCAUCUCGUCGUCCAGUGGUUCUGGAGGGUGGUUCUAUCUUUCUCCAACGAAAUGCGUUCCCGACUACUACAAUUCGUGACGGGUACCUCCCGAGUACCCAUGAACGGCUUCAAAGAACUAUACGGGUCCAACGGACCCCAGCUCUUCACUAUAGAGAAGUGGGGAGCGCCUGAUAACUAUCCCCGAGCUCAUACAUGUUUCAAUCGCAUCGACCUGCCCCCGUACGAGAGCUACCAGCAACUGCGCGAGAAGCUCGUCAAGGCCAUCGAAGGUUCCCAAGGCUUUGCCGGCGUCGAUUAAACCCCCAACAUAAAGGCACUUCUGAAUGGCAGACCAAGACUGUCAUAUGUCGGCAAUGAAAGGCACUAUUCGGUAUUUAAGUUCAAACAAAAUAUCAAUUAAGUGAGGGCUCGCAGGAUUUUGCUGGUGUUGACUAAACCCCACAACAUAACGGCACUUUUGAAAAGCUGAACACGACUGUGACAUGUAAGGACACUAUUCGGUAUUUAAGUUCAAACAAAGUAUCAAUUAACUGAGUAUGACUGCCAUAUUUUCUGGAGGAUAUCUAUUAAUUUCAUUUCAUUUCAUUUAUUCCUUAAAACAAAGCCAUGCAAUGCAUAGGCAUGGAAGGCCUAUCCCGGUAUAGGUUCAAAUAAAACUCAAAGCUGGCAGGGCUUUGCCGAUGUCGAUUAAAUCCAACAUAACGGCACUUUUGAAAUUCAGAACACGACUGUCACGUCACCUCUAAAGGGAGUAUUGGGUAUUUAAGUUCAAACAAAGUAUCAAUUAACUGAGUGCGACUGCCAUAUUUUCUGGAGGAUAUCUAUUAAUGGAAGGCCUAUCCCGGUAUAGGUUUAAAUAAAACUCAAAGCUGGCAGGGCUUUGCCGAUGUCGAUUAAAUCCAACAUAACGGCACUUUUGAAAUUCAGAACACGACUGUCACGUCACCUCUAAAGGGACUAUUGGGUAUUUAAGUUCAAACAAAGUAUCAAUUAACUGAGUGUGACUGCCAUAUUUUCUGGAGGAUAUCUACUAAUGGAAGGACUGUCCCGGUAUAGGUUAAAAUAAAAUUGAAAACAUUAAUAACUCAGGGCUGGCAGGGCUUUUCCGGUGUCGAUUAAACCCCACAAUAUAACAGCACUCCUGAAAGGCAGAACCCUACUGACAUGAAGGCACUGGUCUCUAUUUUCCA